AUGAGGAGGGCCGUGGAGAGGGCCAUAGGGAGGGCCAUGGGGAGGGCCAUAGGGAGGGCCAUGGGGAGGGCCAUAGGGAUGGCCGUGAGGAGGGACAUGGGGAGGGCCAUAGGGAUGGCCGUGAGGAGGGACGGCCGUGAGGAGGGCCGUGAGGAGGGACAUGGGGAGGGCCGUGAGGAGGGACAUGGGGAGGGCCAUAGGGAGGGCCGUGAGGAGGGACAUGGGGAGGGCCAUAAGGAGGGCCGUGAGGAGGGACAUGGGGAGGGCCGUGGGGAGGGCCAUAGGGAGGGCCGUGAGGAGGGACAUGGGGAGGACCAUAGGGAUGGCCGUGAGGAGGGACAUGGGGAGGGCCGACGGUCUCUGCUGUCCUCUGGUGACAGGUGUAACCAUGACAACCUGAGUGUCCUUAAUGUCUCUAGGACGGUCUCUCUGCUGUCCUCUGGUUGUCAGAGUGACUUCUGGGGCCCCCACUGCAGUAACCGGUGCCAGUGUCAAAACGAGGGCAAGUGUAACCCCAUCACGGGGGCGUGUGUGUGUACAGACGGGUACCAGGGUUGGCGCUGCGAAGAGCCCUGUGAACCUGGGUACUAUGGCAAGGCCUGCCAUCUCAUCUGCCAGUGUCUCAACGGAGCCACCUGCCAUCAUCAGACUGGAGACUGCAUCUGUUCUCUGGGAUACUCUGGAGCCUUCUGUGGAGAGCGGUGUCCCAGUGGUAGUCAUGGACAACAGUGUGAUCAGAGCUGUUCCUGUCAGAACGGAGGAUCCUGUCAUCACGUCAGUGGAGAGUGUUCCUGUCUCGCUGGAUGGACGGGCUCAGUGUGUGCCCAGCCGUGCCAAGUGGGCAAGUAUGGCAUCAACUGCAGCAAGGACUGUUCCUGCCUUAACGGUGGACUGUGUGACCAUGUCACUGGUCAGUGCCAGUGUACCCCAGGUUACAGUGGACGGAGAUGCCAGGAGGAGUGUCCGGUGGGGUGGUACGGUCCUCAGUGCAGCCUGCGUUGUGACUGUCAGAACGGUGCUAAGUGUUACCAUAUCAACGGGGCGUGUCUCUGUGACACAGGCUUUAAAGGACCUCACUGUCAGGAGAGGUUCUGUCCCCCAGGCCUGUACGGACUCAUCUGUGACAAGUACUGUCCCUGUAACGCCUCCAACACUGUCAGCUGUCACCCCCUGUCAGGUGAGUGCAGCUGUACAGCAGGAUGGGCGGGGCUCUACUGCAACGAGACCUGUCCACCUGGUUACCACGGCGACGGAUGCAGGUUGCCAUGCAGCUGUUCCCACGGGGCCGACUGUCACGGAGUCACUGGGGCCUGCGUCUGUGCCCCUGGUUACAUGGGAGAUGACUGCUCUUCUCUAUGUCCUCCGGGGCUAUACGGUCCUAGUUGCUCCUCUACCUGCUCCUGUCAUAACCACGCCCCCUGCUCCCCCAUCGAUGGAUCCUGUAGCUGCAGAGAAGGUUGGCAGGGAGUGGACUGCUCUACUCUGUGCUCCAGUGGUAGCUGGGGUCUGGGCUGUAAUCAGAGCUGUCUGUGUGCCAACGGCGCAGCCUGUGACCCCAUGGAUGGUGUCUGUACCUGCUCCCCAGGCUGGAGAGGGGAGCACUGCCUCCUACCCUGUCCUGGUGGAAUGUACGGUCUGGAGUGUCGUGGGCGUUGUGACUGUAGUCAUGGCGAUGGCUGUGACCACGUCACCGGCUUCUGUCGCUGCCUCGCUGGAUGGACAGGUAUCCGGUGUGACAGUGUGUGUCCUCAGGGGUUGUGGGGUCCAAACUGCUCCGUCACCUGCUCCUGUCAGAAUAGAGGAUCCUGCUCACCUGAGGAUGGUACCUGUGUCUGUUCCCCGGGUUACAGAGGGACCUCCUGCAAGAGAGUCUGUUCUCCUGGGUUCUAUGGGCACCGCUGUAGCCAGUCAUGUCCACAGUGUGUCCACAGCUCUGGAUCGUGCCAUCAUGUGACUGGUCACUGUGACUGUUUGUCCGGCUUCUAUGGCUCCCUGUGCAACCAAGUGUGUUUCAGUGGCAGUUACGGUAAGGGCUGUUCUGAGAUCUGCUUGUGCACCAACAACGGGACCUGUAACCCCAUCGAUGGAUCCUGUCAGUGUUUCCCUGGUUGGAUAGGAGAAGACUGCUCUCACAACCAUCACUCACUCCCCCCUCUAUCUGCGUCUCUCACUCCCUCAUCCCUCCUCUUACUCCCCUCACCAGGUUGUCCAUUAGGGUUCUAUGGUAGAGACUGUACUGAGGUGUGUCGCUGUCAGAAUGGCGGAAACUGUGAUCACAUGACAGGACAGUGUGCCUGUCUCACCGGCUUCAUUGGGACCAGCUGUGAACAGAAGUGUCCCCCUGGUACGUUUGGUUACGGCUGCCAGCAGCUGUGUGACUGUAUGAACAACGCCACCUGUGACUAUGUGACUGGAACCUGUUACUGCAGCAUCGGAUACAAAGGCAUCCGCUGUGACCAAGCUGCUCUGAUGAUGGAGGAGUUGAACCCUUACACUAAGAUCAGUCCAGCGCGGGGAGGUUCAGAGCACCAGUCAGCUGGGGCUGUGAUGGGCAUCAUCUUCCUCCUCCUCCUCAUCAUGAUGGCUAUGCUCAGCCUGUUUGUCUGGUUCCGACAGAGACAGAAGGACAAGGGACACCACAUGCAGCCUAGUGUGGCAUACACACCUGGCCUGAGGAUAACACACACCGACUAUUCUGAGUGUGGCAGUACGGUAGCCAUGCGUCCCUCCACCCUGGAUGUGUCCCAGACUCUAACCCAGAGUGGUAGCAGCUUAUCAGGAAGCUGUAUCUCCAACCCCUCCUAUCACACCGUGUCUGUACCUCAGUAUAGCCUGGCCUCAACUAUCACCACCAACCUGGAUAGCACGUUCACUGUCGCGUCCAGCUCCCCGAAAGGAGUCAGGAAUGGAUCAGAGUGGAGAGCCUACUGCAACCUCAACCACCUGGAGCCAACUGUUAGUGUUCUACAGGGACUUAAUGGAAUGGCCACCGGUUUCUCCCAGAAUCCCUAUGACCUUCCCCGGAGCAGCCACCUACCCAGCGGCCUCAACCUCAUCCCCCGCCACUACGACAUCCUGCCCAUGAGCCACAGCCCCACAGACACCCCGCCCCCUCCCCCAGAGAGCCCCAGCUCCCUGCUCUAGAGGAAGGGACAUACCCUGGUCCCUCCAUCCAGCCCCUGACAUUGUUUCUGACAACGUUUGGCUAACAUCCAAAAUAACAUCCAGCCCUCUCCCCGUUUCCAUGCAUGAUGACAAUGUAGUAGUGAGGAUGCUAUCAGUGAUAGAGGGCAGGGGUUGGAGCUAGUUUACACCAUGAGGACUGAGGAGGACAGAGAGGGAUCGACUCCCCCUUUAAACCCUAAUGAGGAGAAAGAGAAAGAGAGAGAGAGCCCCCUCCCCUUCACCGUUACAGAGACUCACACACCAGCGACCAUUCAUCUGCUGUUUCCUCCAAGUCUGUCAGUGGGAAGACUCCAACUUUUCACUCUGGACCUCUGGAAUGGAUCCUACUAUUGAUUUUAAAGUGUACUAAGGUGACAUCAUGUUCCUAAUAUUUCCAGUAUAGACGUGUGGUCAGACAAAUGGUAUCCACAGAAGUUAGAUCAAAGUAUCCACCAAUGUGUCAGUGCUGACCUGAGCGCUCUCUCUCUCUGUGGUGUGACUGAGAGACAUGAUGACUCCUGCAGUCAUUCAGACCAGACCUGAGCGCUCUCUCUCUCUGUGGUGUGACUGAGAGACAUGAUGACUCCUACAGUCAUUCAGACCAGACCUGAGCGCUCUCUCUCUCUGUGGUGUGACUGAGAGACACGAUGACUCCUGCAGUCAUUCAGACCAGACCUGAGCGCUCUCUCUUUCUGUGGUGUGACUGAGAGACAUGAUGACUCCUACAGUCAUUCAGACCAGACCUGAGCGCUCUCUCUCUGUGGUGUGACUGAGAGACAUGAUGACUCCUACAGUCAUUCAGACCAGACCUGAGCGCUCUAUCUCUCUCUCUGUGGUGUGACUGAGAGACAUGAUGACUCCUACAGUCAUUCAGACCAGACCUGAGCGCUCUAUCUCUCUCUGUGGUGUGACUGAGAGACAUGAUGACUCCUGCAGUCAUUCAGACCAGACCUGAGCGCUCUCUCUCUCUCUCUGUGGUGUGACUGAGAGACAUGAUGACUCCUGCAGUCAUUCAGUCACCCAGGAACUCCCCAGUGACCGUACUUCUGGGUAGACAGAGAGAUUCCCAGGGAACUAGAGAUGACUAAGUACCACCUGUACAAGUAUCCCAUCCAAUAGGAUCCCAAGCCCCAAACUGAUAAAGCAUGGUUAAAUAGUAAGAUAAUAUAGUCAUGGUUUCCUGAUCGGUGAUGUAAAACUACGAUCAAUAUAAAUUAUUGACCAGACUACAGUUGUUUACUAUGUGAAAGCAUUUCUUCUUUCAAAAUCACGUGUCCGUUUACAUUUGGUGACGACUGAUUAAGAGAUAUUUUGUAUUUAUUAUAAUGUAAUGACUUAUUUAUUUAUUUAUUGUUUACACUAGUAACAAACAAAACAACAACAACAAAAGUGAGCAUGAUCAAAUGAAGAAAACCCAUGACAAUGUAAAUAAUAACAGGAUUUAUCAGGUGUGAUCUGUGUCAUGUGUGCAACGUUAUGAAAUGGUACUAGCCUGAUUUACCAGUCUGUUUUGUGCUAACAUUCUACUCCUUGUCAUGCCAAACAUGACACAGAGUAAAAGGGAGUGGAAUGUUAGCACAAAACAGGUUAUGGAUUUCAAGCUAUAACUGUGCUCUUGUCAGGAUUUGCAGUUCCCGGAUGAAAGGUAUUCCUGAAUGUGAAACUGAAACCAGGCUAAAUUCUUUACUGUAGCCUCACUAAGGAACCAAACAGAACCAAACUAAAAACAAAGGGGAGGGACCUACCUAAAUUUGUCCAAUAGAAACUCCUGAUCGAGUUCCAAUGAAACAAGAAGUAUUCUUCUCUGCUUUUUCCCCUGAAAACCGGAUGCUUCCGUUAGUUUCUGUUGGUAACCCCAUUCAAGGUGGUAAAGUGUUUUCCAUUUCGGAAAAAGGUUUUGAAAAUGUUUGCAACUGUUUGCUACUGUUUGAUGCGCUAAUGAUUACACCCCUUGGUGAGAACUUGAAGUGAAGUGAAACAGCAAUGAAAUGUAUGAAUAUGAGCCAGACUAAACAAACUAGGCCUUAAACAAUAUGAUGAUUGCAUUGGGAAUAAUGUGUAAAUGAAAAAAAUAUAUAUAUUUAGAAUUUUGUUUUGUGGUGAUAAUACUUUACUUUUAACCAAAUUUGAUAGAACCUUAUAGAUCUUUAGUUUUCAGAAGUUAUCUGAUCGGAUUUCGGGCAAUCGGAUAGAAUUAAAUGCAUAGAAAUAGAAUGAAUAGAACAGCCGUAUCAUUGACUUGAAUGGGGACGCACCACUCUAUUCGUUAUAUUUCUAUGCGUUUAACCCUAUCCGAUCAGAUAACUUUUUGAAAAACUGGGGCCUGCUUGUCCACUGUACAGUACCAGCUAAAAGGGUAGACCAGAGAUCACACACAUGGAUCAGCUAGGGAACGACAUCCACAUUCAUUUUUAAUAAAGACAAUAUUUUGCCCAAAUGUCAUAGGAUUAUAUAAAGUGAUCGUCGUUGUGGUAUAUGAUGUAUGUUAGAUAUCCAUCUGAAAGGGGAGCAGAAUUUCACACAGGAUCAUGUACUGUAUCAGGAUGAAAUGUUAAGAAACACUGGGCCCAGAUGAUGAUUCCCUUUGUAGUGUUCAACCAGGGCCCAUAGGGCUACAUAGUAGUGCACUAAAUAGGACAUAGGGAGCUAUUUGGGACUCAAAUAGACAUAAUUUUAGUAAUGGGACAGUAUGUCAUUAUCUCCAGCCAGUGUUGAUCAGUAAUAGGACAUUGUGUCAUUAUCUCCAGACAGUGUGUUGAUCAGUAAUAGGACAGUAUGUCAUUAUCUCCAGCUAGUAUGUUGAUCAGUAAUAGGACAGUAUGUCAUUAUCUCCAGCCAGUGUAUUGAUCAGUGAUAGAACAAUGUGUCAUUAUCUCCAGCUAGUAUGUUGAUCAGUAAUAGGACAGUAUGUCAUUAUCUCCCGCCACUGUGUUGAUCGGUAAUAGGACAUCGUGUCAUUAUCUCCAGCUAGUAUGUUGAUCAGUAAUAGGACAGUAUGUCAUUAUCUCCAGCUAGUAUGUUGAUCAGUAAUAGGACAGUAUGUCAUUAUCUCCAGCUAGUAUGUUGAUCAGUAAUAGAACAAUGUGUCAUUUUCUCCAGCUAGUAUGUUGAUCAGUAAUAGGACAGUAUGUCAUUAUCUUCAGCCAGUGUUGAUCAGUGAUAGGAAAUUAUGUCAUUAUCUCCAGCCAGUGUUGAUCAGUAAUAGGACAGUAUGCCAUUAUCUCCAGACAGUGUUGAUCAGUAAUAGGACAGUAUGUCAUUAUCUCCAGACAGUGUUGAUCAGUAAUAGGACAGUAUGUCAUUAUCUCCAGCUAGUAUGUUGAUCAGUAAUAGGACAUUGUGUCAUUAUCUCCAGCCAGAUGUUGAUAAUAUUGCGACUGACUUAUUCUUAAAUAGAAGCUUCACUUUACAUUGCUGUUAUCUACAUGCUACUUGAUGUUUUAGAAUAUAAAUGACUAAUUAAAAUGCUCAGAUAAUAUAUUCACCAUAGACAUGUAGCCUAGUUCCAAAAACCAUGCAAAUAACAUACUGGACAUUUUUAUUUUGGGGUAUCAGAUUGAGAUUAGACUAACAGGUUCCCAUCCAACAAUGUCAUUAUCUCCAGACAGUGUUGAUCAGUAAUAAUAAUUUUUAUUUGGGGGUAUCAGAUUGAGAUUAGACUAACAGGUUUCCAUCCAACAAUGUCAUUAUCUCCAGACAGUGUUGAUCAGUAAUAAUAAUUUUUAUUUGGGGGUAUCAGAUUGAGAUUAGACUAACAGGUUCCCAUCCAACAAUG
Molecule: messenger RNA, 6940 nt
Organism: Oncorhynchus kisutch (coho salmon)
Lineage: Eukaryota; Metazoa; Chordata; Actinopteri; Salmoniformes; Salmonidae
Product: multiple EGF-like-domains 11
Exons: 19
Coding region: 1-3144 (1047 amino acids)
Biological process (GO): apoptotic cell clearance
Molecular function (GO): Notch binding
Source: RefSeq, a predicted model, not a curated record